Messenger RNA from Helianthus annuus (common sunflower), 956 nucleotides. RefSeq names its product protein LIGHT-DEPENDENT SHORT HYPOCOTYLS 5. The transcript has a single exon. Lineage: Eukaryota; Viridiplantae; Streptophyta; Magnoliopsida; Asterales; Asteraceae. Gene Ontology annotation, biological process: mRNA transcription; response to light stimulus. The record is from RefSeq and is a predicted model, not a curated record. The coding region runs from base 134 to 772 and encodes 212 amino acids. Gene Ontology annotation, cellular component: nucleus.
CUAUUUCUCUCCCAAGAAAAUUCAUCCAUUCAAUUCAUUCGUACAUUCAUUCAUAUUUCUUUUCUUUUUACGUCCCAUCACCACCAUCUCUCCACAAAACCAUACCAUUCCCAUUCCCUCAGCCCAAAAUCCUAUGGACAUUCCAUCAGGCUCCGGGUCAAACGACCCGGAACCACCUCCCAGAGAUGACAGUCCAUCCGGGAGGUCAGCAGUUGUUGCAGUACCAGUACCAGCACCACCACUGCAACAACAACCACCCCAACAACCACCGAGCAGAUACGAGUCUCAAAAACGCCGAGACUGGAACACGUUUCUCCAAUACUUAACCAACCACAAGCCGCCGCUAACGUUGUCGCGCUGCAGCGGGGCACACGUGAUCGAGUUUUUAAAGUACCUUGAUCAGUUCGGAAAAACUAAGGUCCACGUGGCUAGUUGUCCGUACUUUGGCCAGCCGAACCCGCCCGCGCCAUGCGCUUGUCAGCUUAAGCAAGCGUGGGGGAGCUUAGACGCGCUGAUCGGUCGGCUUCGAGCCGCUUAUGAGGAAAACGGCGGGAAGCCGGAGCUGAACCCGUUUGGAGCUAGAGCUGUUAGGAUGUAUUUGAGGGAAGUUAGAGAGAGUCAAGCGAAAGCUAGAGGGAUUCCGUAUGAGAAGAAGCGGAAAAGAUCGGCUGGUGGGGCGGCGGUGGGGGCGGUUAAAGUGUCGGUGGACGGUGGCGACGGUGGUGGUGAUGAUGGUGGUGGUGGUGAACAGGCAACUAGUUCUACACAUUGAAAUGUUGAUUAGAUUAUUAAACUUUGGUUAGUGGUUAAGUUAUAGAGUUUAAUUAUUUUAUUGGGUUUUUUGAUAUUUUAAUUUUGCAAUUGUAAUAAAGUAUUAUAAUCUCACUCAUUACAAGUUAGAAGUCUUUGAUUUAUGUUCCUAGUAUUUUUAUAAAUAGUUAAAUGUUGUUUUAGUC